CGGAAGUGAUUCCCUCUUAGAGUUCCUUCAGCUGUCGUGUACAUCGUCUGAAAGUUUCUCUGCGUUCAUACCACUUCACGGGUAAUACACAUAUCGCAGUCUUAGGAUUAGAGAUUUGAUUGUUUUUGUCUAUAGCUGAGAUGGAGCAAUCAUUACAAUAUAAACAAGAAGGCAAUCAGUGUUUUAGCCAAGGCAAAUAUAAAGAGGCUAUCAUAGCAUAUACCAAUGCCAUUGAUUCCUGCCCAGAGGAUAAUAAAAAUGAUAGAGCUGUGUUUUUCAAAAACAGAGCAGCCUGCCACCUGAAAUUGGAAAACUACAAAGUUGCAGUCAAAGAUGCAGACCAGGCCUUAGAAUUAAGCCCAAGUGAUGCCAAAGCUUUGUACCGAAAAUGUCAGGCUCUCGAAAAUCUUGGUAGCCAUGAAGAAGCCUACAAAGAAUCCAGAAAACUUAUUCAUUUGGAUCCUAAAAAUACAGCAGUACAGACGAUGUGUCGAAGACUAGCAGCUCUACUUACAACAAAGGCAGAAGACCAAUCAAAGACAGUUAAUCGAGUGUCGCAAAUGUUUAACUUACUCAACACAAAAGAUGAGUGUGACAUAGAAAAGAAAAGACAGGCAGCUCAGAAUCUGAUAGUUCUCGCUAGAGAGGAAGCUGGUGCAGAGAGGAUUUUUCGUGAGAAUGGAGUGCCGCAGAUACUGAACCUUGCAAAUGAUGAUGACAAGGAAACUAAACUCUCUGCAUUAAGAGCCUUGGCCUGUAUUUGUACAGGUCAUAAAGCUAGGUCGUGUGCCAUUGUGCGAGACGUUGGUUUAGACAAACUUGGUAAAUACAUUGGUACAGAUGAUGAGGACCUUGCUUCAGCCGGUGCUAACAUUCUACAGCAGAUUAUAUUUUCAUUUAUUAAGGAAGAUACGACUGAACACAAAGGGAAAGAGCAGGCUGUCGUAGCAGAUACUGAUAAAGAAAUUAAAAGUAUUUUAUUAUUUGUGAUGAAGCUGUUAACAGAUAAAAGUAUUUCUGGAUAUGGAAGGGAUGCUGUCCUAGAUAUAUUGAUUAAAACUCUACCAAACAAACACGGCAAAGGAAAAUCACUUUCUUUCAUAACUAAUGGAGGUUUGAAUAAAUUGCUUCAUGUAGCCUGUCAAGUACCUGAUUUAAAACGACUGCCAAUUACACCCAAUACAAGAAUGCGCACAUCACUGCUCUUUGAAGAGUUGUAUGAUAGUAUGUUAAGUGAUAAAAACAGGGCGUAUUACAAAGAACUUGUCAACAAAUUCUUGACAGAGCGUUUCAUGCAUAAUGUCAUGGAGUCCAACAUGGAAGCCAUCACUGCCAUUACAGCAUUGUUACAAGGACCAUUUGAUGUAGGAAGUGAAAUGAUUCAAAGAGAUGGAGUCAUGGAGAUCAUGGUUGCCAUGGCUGCAAGUAAAGAUGAAAAAUUGCAGAUUGUUUCUACAGAAGCCAUUAUUCAUACAGCGAGUAAAAAGAAACACUGCUUAGGAGUACUUUCAGCGGGUGUACCAAUACUAAAAGAACUGUACAAAAGCAAGAACGUUACUGAACGUGUACGAGUGAGGGCACUUGUUGGUUUAUGCAAAUUUGGUUGCUAUGGUGGCACUGAUGCAAGUAUCAGGGCUUUUGCUGAAGGAUCAAAUAUUAGAUUAGCAUCUGAAAUUAGACGAUUUCUUCUAAAUGCACAAAAAGAUGCAGAUAUUAGAAAGUGGGCUGCAGAAGGUUUGGGCUACCUCACGUUAGAUGCUGAUGUCAAGGAAGCACUCUGUGAAGAUGAAGAAGCUCUCAAAGCUGUCAUACAAACUGCUAAGACUAUGGAUACUUCAAUGUACUAUGGCUAUGCAUCAAUCUUCGUGAAUCUGACAAACAGUUACUACAAAGAUGAACCUCCAAAAGAACUUGUUGAUCUUGCUAGAUUUGCUAAGCAGCAUGUUCCUGAAGAACAUUUAAAAGAUGCUCCAGAAUACGUUGUAAAAAGAGUGAAAUUAUUGUUAAAGCUUGGUGUGGUAACAUCUUUAGUCUUUAUGAGCAACAAAACAGACAGCAAUGCUGUGAAAGAACUGCUUUCAAG
Molecule: messenger RNA, 2083 nt
Organism: Saccoglossus kowalevskii
Lineage: Eukaryota; Metazoa; Hemichordata; Enteropneusta; Harrimaniidae
Product: protein unc-45 homolog B-like
Cellular component (GO): cytoplasm
Molecular function (GO): Hsp90 protein binding
Source: RefSeq, a predicted model, not a curated record